CCAGUCCCUACCUCCAGGCACCCACCUUUCCUUAGAUGCUGGACUUGGGUAAGCAAAUGGAGCCUCUGACCAUGCGCAGAGUGCACAGGGUGCACAGGGUGCACCAGGUGCCUAGAGCUAAUUCUUUCACACAUGCACAUGCACACCAGCACACACACACACACACACACACACACACACACACACGGACUGGCUGAUUUACAGUCAAUCUUUCAAAGUGCAAUUUGUCUAGGAGAAGCCAAUGUGAGGCCCAUGUGGGCUCCAACCAAUGGCGACACAGCACUCGCAGCUCAGCCAGUCUCGGGUCUGUAUUCUAAUGGGCCAUAUCUUUAUCAAGGAAAUGUCCCUUCUCUGAACUUAAAACUUCUGAUGGAGGGCCCCCAGACUCAGAGGCAGAGAAACCGGGUGCUCUGAGAAUGGGGAGCAGCACCCCUCCUUAGGCCCAGCGGGCAGAGAGGGAAAGCGGAAGGCCUCCCACCUUCUCCGGACACCUGACUUUCCAGAGGGCUGACGUAGGUGCCCCAUCUCUGAGGAAGGGCCGAGCCAGGGGGCAGUCGGAGGCUCGGGGUGAGAUGGGGGGACUCUGAUUUCCCAAACCUGCCCUGAGAUUUGGGGCCACCAUUUGAAGUGCUGGGCUCUUCGACUUCCGACUCGCUGACCUGAAGACCAUGGAGUCCAACCUGCAGGGGACCUUCCUCCUGAACAACACACAGCUGGCCCAGUUCUCAGAAAUGAAGGCUCCCAUGUGCCAGUACUCGGUGCAGAACUCCUUCUACAAGCUCAGCCCUCCGGGCCUUGGCCCCCAGCUGGCGGCUGGGACCCCCCAUGGAAUCACGGACAUCCUGAGCAGACCGGUCGCCACCCCCAACAGCAGCCUCCUCUCUGGCUACCCCCACGUGGCAGGCUUUGGUGGACUCAGCUCCCAGGGCGUCUACUAUGGCCCCCAGGUGGGGAGUUUUUCCAAGGCUGGGAAUGAGUACUCCACCCGGACCCGGAACUGCUGGGCAGACACAGGCCAGGACUGGAGAGGCAGCGCUCGGCCAUGCAGCAACACCCCAGACCCCCUGAGUGACACUAUCCACAAGAAAAAGCACACCCGCCCCACCUUCACAGGCCACCAGAUCUUUGCUCUGGAGAAAACCUUUGAGCAGACCAAGUACUUGGCUGGCCCAGAGCGGGCGAGGCUGGCCUAUUCACUGGGCAUGACGGAGUCACAGGUCAAGGUGUGGUUCCAGAACCGCCGGACCAAGUGGAGGAAGAAGAGCGCCCUGGAGCCCUCAUCCUCCACGCCCCGGGCCCCGGGCGGUGCGAGCGGGGACCGCGCGGCCUCGGAGAACGAGGAUGAUGAGUACAACAAGCCGCUGGACCCAGACUCGGACGACGAGAAGAUCCGCCUGCUGCUGCGCAAACACCGGGCCGCCUUCUCCGUGCUCAGCCUGGGCGCGCACAGCGUGUGAGCCCGGGCCAGCCGCGCGGACCAGCCUUCCCCUCCCCUCUCCGAGCAGCCCGCGGUGGGCAGGGACCAGAGAAGAGGAGUUUGGGGGGAGGGGGAGGAAAAGAGGAAAGAAGUAGAAAGAGGAGGAGGAGGAGGAAGCGAGGGGGACGGAUGGGAAGGAAGAGAGGGAUGGUGAGUGCCCCGAGGGAGGAGAUGGCGCGCCUCUCUGCCAUUCCUCCCCUCUGGGCUCCUUGCCCCGACAGCCCCGCUCUGAAGUGAGCAGGCAUUUUUGCAGCAGGGAUCCUGGCUGUGGAGCCCUCCAGACGCGCUGCUUUCCCCACCCUAAGGACCAGCUGGUUAGGGAGUCACACAAGGUACUGCGCACAGUGGUAGGCUGGGACUGCCAAGCAAAAGAUGGAGCCUGCGGUCCCGGUGUGCUUCCUAACGAUCCUGCUGCUGGGGCCGCGGGAGGAAAUCCACCUCUGCGAGGGGAGCGGGUCCUGAAACCAGGAACUCUUCUAAUGGUGAAUUUCAGGACCCUGUGGCCCGCAACUGCACUUUACUGUCAACGCAGAUCCCGCUGUAUCAAGGACGAUUUUGGGAAAGGGAUGAGGGUUUUGGCAGGCAGAGGGAAAACAGAUGAGAAAACCCUAAGGUUUUGUUGUUUGUGGGAGGUAUCCACCCUGGGCAUCCCUGGGCACCCUCAGAGUGUGGGAGCACCUCAGGACGGAGAGAAGGGCUCUGAACGCCGCACUCCUCCAAUAGAGACACGGGACUGGGCGAACCCCGGGCAGGACAAGGGGCUGGGAGUGCUGCUGGGUACCCAGGCUUUUAAAA
This is a messenger RNA of Apodemus sylvaticus (European woodmouse), 2272 nucleotides long. RefSeq names its product NK6 homeobox 3 (gene Nkx6-3). Bases 669 to 1457 code for a protein of 262 amino acids. The record is from RefSeq and is a predicted model, not a curated record. Gene Ontology annotation, molecular function: RNA polymerase II cis-regulatory region sequence-specific DNA binding; DNA-binding transcription factor activity, RNA polymerase II-specific. Lineage: Eukaryota; Metazoa; Chordata; Mammalia; Rodentia; Muridae. Gene Ontology annotation, biological process: regulation of transcription by RNA polymerase II; cell differentiation. Gene Ontology annotation, cellular component: nucleus. The transcript has 3 exons.